Molecule: messenger RNA, 1956 nt
Organism: Adineta ricciae
Lineage: Eukaryota; Metazoa; Rotifera; Eurotatoria; Adinetida; Adinetidae
Source: the annotation of a GenBank genome assembly
AUGCAAGUCAUGUUUACACUAAAUGGUAAGGAACGAUAUAUGAAUUUGUGGAUUUUACUUGCUGUUUUGGGUGCAUCAAAUGCUCUAAUCGAUCAUUUGAAUGUGUCACAACCUGUAAAAGUUUGUCCUGAGCCACAAUUACUAUGCGGCGAGAAUACUUGCUACGACCCAGUUACACAGAACUGUACGAACUCCGAUAGAGCUGUUCAAUGUAUUAAUGCCUGUGGAGAUCAAUGCUACAGUCGAGAUACACAUCGAUGUUUAAAUGGCACAUUGUGCAAACGAUAUGAACGAUUAUGCUCUGUCAAGUACGAAGUUUAUGCUUCAAAAGUAUAUGAUUCACCAUCAAAUCAGUGCUAUAAUCCUAAGCGUCAAGCAUGUGUAAACAACACACUAUGCGAUCUAUAUCGAGUGUGUGGUCAACAAUGUCUCCAAGGAAAACAGCUGUGCAUCAAUAACGAAACAAUAUGCCAGUCAUCUAACGUAUACAGGUAUUAUAAUUAUGGAUCAAGAUUCACUUCGAUUGGAUCAUGUAACGGUACAUGUUACUAUGUUGUCGAUGAAGAAUGCGUUAAUAAUACGGUCCAGUGUAUUAAUAAUAACAAUUGCUCUGGUACAUGUUAUAAUUCAUCAGCACAAAAAUGUUUGAAUGGUACUUUAUGCGAACUUAAUGAGGAAUUGUGCACUGUGAAAUACAAUGAAUGGGGCCCGCAAUAUAAUUCACCGUCAUAUCAAUGUUACAAUCCUAAUGAUCAAAUAUGUGUCAACAACACGCUUUGUUACAAACAUAGUGUGUGCGGUCAACAAUGUCUUGGAGGAGAACAGCUCUGUAUCAGAAAUAAAACAACAUGUAAUCGUCCAUUAGGUAAUCCUCUGUACAUCGGUGGAUCAACACUCACUACGAUUGAAUCAUGUAACGGCAAUUGUUAUGAUUCUGCAGUGAACGAAUGCGUCGAUGGUACUAUUCAGUGCAUUAACAAUAACAACUGCUCCGGAAGAUGCUACGAUUCAUCCACACUCAAAUGUUUAAACGGAACAUUGUGUAGUCUGUAUGCAGAUUUGUGCAAUGUGAACUACACUCAAUGGGGUAUGGGAUAUGAUUCAGGAUUACGAUGCUACAAUCCCAACAUUCAAGUAUGUCUCAACAACAAACUCUGCUUUCAAUCUAGUUUAUGCGAUGGACAAUGUCUAGGACCAGAUCAGUUAUGUAUCAGUAAUAAUAAAACAGUCUGUUACUCACCUAACCCAGAAUGGUAUCUUACUCAUAUGUCAAACUUGACUACAGUCGAAUCCUGCAACGGCACAUGUUAUGAUCUUUCAGUUGGACAAUGUGUUAAUAAUACUGUUCAAUGCAUUAAUAAUAACGCUUGCUCUGGAAUAUGCUACGAUCCAUUGAAAAGGAAAUGUUUCAACGGUACUUUGUGCGACCUAGAUGCAGAUUUGUGUAUCGUAAAAUACGAUGAUUGGGGAAUUGAGCAACGUCCAUAUUCGAUAUGUUAUCAUCCUAAAUAUAGUCUAUGUCACAACAACCGACUUUGUACUCGUGGUUUUCGAUCAUGCGGCCAACAGUGUCUUGGAAAUCACCAAAUAUGUGUUAAUAAUAACACAAUAUGUAACGUUACGUUGGCGUAUAAUAAUUAUGAAGCUAAUCAGAUUCAGAUAUGCAAUGGUGUUUGUUAUGAUACGUCUCUUCAACAAUGUAUUUACAGAAAUGUAACAAUCAGCUCUACUACAACUUCAUCGCUACCAGAGACGACAAUAACAACACCUAUACCAUCAGAUUAUCGUCCGAUUUGGUGGAAUCUAUAUAAGAUGACCAGCUAUAUUAUAAUCGCUUUAUGCGUUGUACUUUAUGGUAUAUUACGGUUAUGUAUCUCCUCGCCCUCACCUUUAGCUGAAAAGUCUAUUCUUUCAGACUCCGAUCGAAUUCAGCUAAUGAAAAGUGAUCAAUUCUAA